AGUUCCAACCCAUCUCUGAUGAUCAUCUCAUUUAUCUUGUGGGCAAUCCAUUUAUCUGGUGGCCGUCAUCCAUUAUCAUCGCCAUUCUUCCACCUGUAAGCAUCUUCAUUUUUCAUGUUCAACGACGAUGCGCUCUUAUAAAAGAUGAAAAAGUGUUGAAACACAUGUAUACAUGCGUUGCUUUGUUGCUAGCUUGGUGCUUGCAUUACAUGCCGUACAUGCUUGUGAACAGAGUUUUGUACAUCCACCAUUACCUCGUCGCUGCCCUCUUCAAAAUCGUCUGUGCAGUUUUAAAGAGAAAGUUCAUACUGAGAAGGCUUUGGAAAGAGACAUGGGAACAAAGGUGCAUGAUUGCAAGAUUGGGAAAAGAAGCAGUUGAUGAGAUUUUAAAGGCUCUGGAGCAACUGCCUUCUCGCGGUGGAGCCGAUUGGACCGUCAAAUCAGUCGAUCCAACAAAAACCUGCUACAACUGGCAUCACCUCAGCAAUUGCUUAACAAACAUCAACGGUCAUUACUAUUGUAAUAACUGUCCUCACCCGUCCUCAAACUCAAGCGGCACGUCGGCGUCUGCUGGCGCCUCACGGCGGCCAACUUCAACAUCAUCAUUCAACAGCUCAGCCUGCAACAAACCAUCAACAUCACAAGCAGUAAAUGCCGGACAGUUAAAUUUCCUUCAACUAAACUGUAACGGCAUAAAAAACAAUCUAGAGGAAAUUCAGCAACACCUCAUAAAUCACAACAUCCACAUCGCAGCCCUUCAGGAGUCCAAACUAACAAAAGGCUCCUAA
This is a messenger RNA of Helobdella robusta, 788 nucleotides long. RefSeq lists its product as hypothetical. The coding region runs from base 165 to 788 and encodes 207 amino acids. The transcript has 4 exons. The record is from RefSeq and is a predicted model, not a curated record. NCBI's taxonomy places the organism in Eukaryota, Metazoa, Annelida, Clitellata, Rhynchobdellida, Glossiphoniidae.